ACGUCGAGAAAUCGAUAACCGCAGGCGUGUGUACAUGGCCGAGUCGGCUGGAGUCGGCUCUCAAACUCAGGUUAUGAGUUGUGAGCCAAAGCGUUUUCGCACAAUGUAUUGAUUUUCGAUUUUGUUGUGACGUUGUUGUGACCGAACGAUCGCAAAGAGCGUUUUGCGGAAUCCCACUCGACGAUCUCUCUAACACAAAUGGCUUCGAACGAUGGUAUUGCGCCACCCACCGCUGUAACAGGAUUUCCAUCGGCAACGCCAAAUAUCGCAUCUAGCUUUGUGCCACCCAUCAUGCCCGCGGCACCCUUCAUCUCUCCUCCCAGUUUACCGCCAGGUCCUCCGGGCAUAAUGCAACCUCAGUUUUCCAUACCUCCGCCAGGUUUUACUUUCCCUAUCACCGCGGCGCCUCCUCAAGAGGCCGGAGUCAUAGCUGCGUCGCCGCAAAUAACGGCACCGGGGAUCCCGCCGCCUUCGCCUGCCAGCGGCGACGCCAGCACAGCGAUGUCCGCAUCCUCGUCGGAGAAGAAGACUGACUGGAGCGAACACAAAGCACCCGACGGCAGAACGUAUUACUAUAACACCGUGACGAAGCAGUCGUUGUGGGAGAAGCCGGACGAGCUGAAAACGCAGAGCGAAUUGUUGCUGUCGCAGUGUCCUUGGAAAGAGUACAAGUCUGAGAACGCUAAGGUGUAUUAUCACAAUGUGACCACCAAGGAGUCCAGGUGGACGAUACCGCCGGAGUUGGAGGAGCUGAAGGCGCGAAUUAUAGCGGAGGAAGCUGCAGCGGUCGCUGCGGCGGCCGUGGCGAACGCGACGAAUUCCAACAUGGUUUCUAUGACCAUGCAACACUUGUCGCCGAAUGUCCCGACUAUAUCGCAGACCAGUACACCGGAGUCAGGUGGGAAGUCGGCUAUCGAGCAGGCGAUGGCCGCGACGCUGGCGGCAAUUAAUAUUCCAACACCGCCCACGAAACCGGACGAGGAUAGUAAUUCCGCAAUGGGCUCGGCCAAUGACAGCCGCACCAGCACACCCGAGCCCAAGAUGCAGUUCAAGGAUAAGAAGGAAGCGGUCGAGGCGUUCAAGGAAUUACUGAGGGAGAGGGACGUGCCAUCGAACGCCACGUGGGAACAGGCGGUCAAGUUGAUUCAGAAUGAUCCUAGGUACCCGCAGAUGAAGAAGCUGAACGAACGUAAACAGGCCUUCCAUUCGUACAAGACGCAGAAACUGAAGGAAGAGCGCGAGCAGGAGAGACUCAGAUUGAAGAAGGCCAAGGAGGAUUUAGAGCAAUUCUUGUUAGACAACGACCGAAUGAUGAGCACGACCAAAUAUUACAAAUGCGAGGAGAUGUUUGGAGGUUUGGAGGUUUGGAGGGCGGUCGGGGAUUCGGAUCGCCGGGACAUCUACGAGGAUGUUAUCUUCAAUUUGGCGAAGCGCGAGAAAGAGGACGCGAAACAAUUGAAGAAGAGAAAUUCCAAAAGACUGGCUCAAGUUUUGGACACUAUGACGGAAGUGACUUACAGGACGACGUGGCAGGAGGCGCAGGCAUUGCUGCUGCAGCAUCCCGCCUUCGCAGAAGACGCAGACUUGUUGGAGAUGGACAAGGAGGAUGCCUUGGUUGUGUUCGAGAACCACAUCCGCCAAUUGGAGAAGGACGAGGAGGAGGAAAAGGAGUGCGAGAAGAAACGUAGGAAACGACAGGAGAGGAAAAACAGGGAUGGCUUCAUAUAUCUAUUGGAUGAACUUCACGAACAGGGCAAGCUCACGUCGAUGUCGCUGUGGGUAGAAUUGUACCCCAUGCUAUCCGCCGAUCUUCGAUUCUCGGCUAUGCUCGGGCAGUCCGGCUCGACUCCGCUGGACCUUUUCAAAUUCUAUGUCGAGGACUUGAAGUCUCGAUUCCACGACGAGAAGAAGAUCAUUCGCGAGAUACUCAAGGACAAGAACUUCGAGGUGCAGGUCAACACGACUUUCGAGGAAUUCGCCACGGUAGUGUGCGAGGACCGAAAGUCGGCGACUCUAGACGCAGGUAACGUUAAAUUAACAUACAAUUUACUGCUGGAGAAGGCAGAGGCGCGCGAGAAGGAGCGCGUCAAAGAGGAGACGCGGAAAUUCAAGAAGCUGGAGACUGGUUUCAAGAAUUUGCUCAAGACAUUGAAUGUGGACUACCAAAUGGCGUGGGAAGACGUGAGAUCGAAGAUCGAGGAGGAACAAGAUUUCAAGGCGAUCACCUUGGAGAGCGAAAGAAUACGGAUAUUCAAGGAGUAUCAGCACGAGCUUGAGGAGAGCUGCAGUCAUCAUCAUAUCAGAAGUAAGAAGAAAAAGACGAAAAAAUUGAAGCGCAAAUCACGAUCGCGUUCGCACAGCGAGUCUGAAGGUAGCGAGAAAGGCUUAAGGAGAAAGCGACACAAGUCGCAUUCGCCCAGUAUCCCCAGUAAGUCUGACAGUUCCGAGUCGGAGACGAGAAAGUCCAAGAGGAAGAAGAGCAAGAAGAAGAGAGGUCGUAGCCAUUCGCGCUCGCACUCUGGUCUUCCGUCCUCCGAAGAGUGUUCCCCGGAGAGGAAGCGAAAAGAGGAGAAGCACAGAAGGCCCUCGGUCCACAGCGAAGGUUCCCCCACGGAAAACAACGACCAUCACGAACUGUCCGAGGACGAGCUGGAGAAACAAAGGGCGCAACUGCUGCGCGAGCUGCAAAUGCAACAAGAGGAGAACUGAAGACCUCGCCAAGUGCUGUCGCACUUGCGUGCAGUCUCGGUAGUGCAACAUCUGAAAUUAUUACGAAUUAUUUAUCUUUACUCUGACGACUGCCUCUCUAUCUCAGAAGAAGGCUCCUCUUCACUACUUGGGUAUCUUUGUUACUUCAAGAAACGAGGAUGUAUUAACAGAUACGAAUAUACAAUAAGUUCAAUACUGA
Molecule: messenger RNA, 2908 nt
Organism: Vollenhovia emeryi
Lineage: Eukaryota; Metazoa; Arthropoda; Insecta; Hymenoptera; Formicidae
Gene: Prp40
Product: pre-mRNA-processing factor 40 homolog A
Exons: 8
Coding region: 199-2709 (836 amino acids)
Biological process (GO): mRNA cis splicing, via spliceosome
Cellular component (GO): U2-type prespliceosome; U1 snRNP
Molecular function (GO): RNA binding; protein binding
Source: RefSeq, a predicted model, not a curated record